Messenger RNA from Cylicostephanus goldi, 321 nucleotides. NCBI's taxonomy places the organism in Eukaryota, Metazoa, Nematoda, Chromadorea, Rhabditida, Strongylidae. The record is from the annotation of a GenBank genome assembly.
UUGGGAUGCCUUAGUACUGGAGUUAGCGAACGCGACGAACUACACUGCCUUAUACAAGGGAAAGACUCGGUAGGAGAAUUCGCGCGUAAAUUGUUGGCUAAGGCCAAAGUGGCCCAUCAAAGCCAUGAUAAGCGUAUCAUAUCACAACUUGCUAUAGACGUCUUCAUAAAAGGGCUGCGAUCAGAUAUAAGAAAAGCUAUAAGACAGCUACCUAAGAAGGAUGACUACGAUGAAGUAGUCUCUAGUGCGGAGAAGGAAGCACGAAUCCUCGACCAGGAGCGAGCUGAAGACUGCGAUGCUAUGGGGGCUCCUUGUCAAUGA